Xiphophorus hellerii (green swordtail) is the source of this 4759-nucleotide messenger RNA. RefSeq names its product protocadherin 8 (gene pcdh8.1). Bases 1235 to 4141 code for a protein of 968 amino acids. Gene Ontology annotation, biological process: homophilic cell-cell adhesion. The record is from RefSeq and is a predicted model, not a curated record. Gene Ontology annotation, cellular component: plasma membrane. Gene Ontology annotation, molecular function: calcium ion binding. NCBI's taxonomy places the organism in Eukaryota, Metazoa, Chordata, Actinopteri, Cyprinodontiformes, Poeciliidae. The transcript is spliced from 4 exons.
UUUCUGAUAGUGCUGAAGUUGGUGUCUAACUUGGGUCUUAUGGCUUUUUGUCGAAUCAAAGAUUUAUUUUGAUGUCUGUGAAGGAGUCUGGAUUGCAUUUAAAUAGUUCAAAAUCCCAAUUAUUAAAAAUGGUCAGGAAAUAACUGGAUUGACUCUCUCUCUCUCUCUCUCUCUCUCUCUCUCUUUCUAUCUAUCUUUCUGACAUUAUUUUUGCUGGUGGAGUUGCUAUUCCUUUGCUUGUGCAUGGUGAGGCAGUAGAAACAACAUGCCUGGAGUAUAUGAUAUAUGCUUGAAUUGCCAAUGGUGACAUAUUUAAAUUUUAUGUCUCAUUACACUUAGAUUUCAUGAAAUUGUCUGUCUUAUAUUUAUUGUCCCUAUCGCACUGCUGUUGUCUGACAGUUUUGCACUUAAAAUGGAUAUUUUACAAGCCAUAAGUUGCCAUUUUUCACCCACUCAAGAGCUACAAAAGUGCUGAAAAAUUACCUAACAGUGCUGCUUAUGAAUACAAACUAAAAAAAAAUACUAUUUCAGGAAUGCAGUACUCAAAGGAAAAUGAUUCAGAUGUAUUCUUCCCAAUCAAAACCUUACCUUUAGUUUAAUUUUAACAUUCUAUCUGCAUUUCAUUGGUGGUACAUGCACAGCAUGACUUUCUUUGAAUAUCUCAUUUUUUACUUUUUUCUUCUUUUUUUUUUUGCCUUCAGGACUUUUGAACUUCUGUGCACAGCGCCAAUCAUUCUCCUGAUGCUUUCCACAGCCGUGUGCCCUUCUUAACUUUUGGAACACUUCUAAUAACGCUGCCAUGUGUCUGCUUGCUUCUCUCUCUGGGUGAAACUCACCCAGUAAAUCCUUUUUAAAGCUUUUAACAGGUAGACCUGUAUCCUCCUCCGGAGGCGUGUGUUCCUAUUAUCCGGUCCCCUCCAAGUAAUUUAGUUAGUUAAUUAAUUGUCACGUGCAGAUUAAUUUAAGGAAGCUGGUGUCUGCCCGAUUAAAAGCUCUACAAUCAGUUUAUCUAAUGAGCCGUUUGCACCCAAAACAAUAAGCUACAAAUUGGUGCAGCGCCAAACCUUUCCUUUUGGUGCCCCACUGGAAGCUGGAAGGCCAUUGGUCGACUGGGCGGGCAAUUUGCAUACAGUGGGGCUUAAAGUCGGUCUGGUAACUCGGAGUUGGACUCAGGCAGGAGAAGUAGCUCCCGACUUGCAUCAUCUGAAUACUUUUUUUGGGGGGGACACUCAGCAUGGCGUUUUGCAAAGCUGCAUCUGAGGGGCUUGUCUUGACGCUUUUCUCUGUGUAUCUGUGCACUGUGCACUGCACAACUACUAGGUACUUUACCUAUGAAGAGGACGCACCCGGGACAGAAAUAGGGAAUUUAUCCCAAGAUUUAAAGAUUGAUCCGUCUGAUGCCCAUGACACAUCUUUCCGCUUCAUGCAGGAGAGCAACACCUCAGUUAUUCACAUGCGGGAAAGUGACGGACUCCUGACCGUCGCAGAUGUGAUCGAUCGGGAGCAGCUCUGCCCCAGGUCCCCUCGCUGCUUCAUCACCUUCAACAUCGUGGCCCACUCCAGGGAGAAGUUUCAGCUCAUCCACGUGGAGAUCGAGGUGAAGGACAUCAACGACCACUCUCCGUACUUCCCACUCAACGAAACGAAACUAGAGAUAGUUGAAAACGUUCCCCUGGACUCCAGGUUCCCGCUCCAGAUCGCUCUCGACGAGGAUGUGGGUGAUAACUACAUCCAGAGCUACAACAUCUCCCCCUGCAGCCACUUUGCUGUGGAAGUGCGCGAAUUGGAGGACGGAGUGAAGUUUGCCGAGCUGGUUUUGGUGAGUGAGCUGGACAGAGAAGUGGAGGACUCUUACACUAUACAGGUGACUGCGUCUGAUGGAGGAGCGCCUCCAAAGUCGGGAUCUAUGACUGUGAACAUCAAAGUGUUGGACUUUAAUGACAACAGCCCGGCUUUUGCGCACAGCUCCUUGAAAGUUGAGUUGGAGGAAGACUCCCCGGUAGGUCACCGAGUACUGAAAGUGCACGCCUUCGAUCCGGACCAGGGCAUCAACGGAGAAGUCGUGUAUGCGUUCCCGGAUGAGCUGUCAUCCGAAGCGGCCCAAACUUUCCACAUCGACCCUUACUCUGGGGAUGUGACCCUGAAGGCGCUGGUUGAUUUCGAGAAAAGGAAGUCAUACGAGCUGAUCAUCAGAGCCUCGGAUCAGGGCGAGAACUCCGUCCCGUCCACCUGCACGGUCGUAAUCGAGGUAGUGGACGUGAACGACAACGCUCCGGAGAUCAUCAUCAAGCCGAUGACCUCCAGCAGCGACUCGGUGGCCUACAUCACCGAGGCUGCGGCAGCGGAGAGCUUCGUGGCGCUGAUCAGCACCUCGGACAGAGACUCGGGCUCCAACGGGUACGUGCGCGUUAGCCUGCUCGGGCACGAGCAUUUCACCCUGCAGCAGGCUUACGGGGAGACGUUCAUGAUCGUUACCACCGGUACUCUGGACAGAGAGAAGAUCCAAGAAUACAACUUGACUGUAUUGGCAGAGGACCUGGGGACUCCCCCUUUUAAGACGGCCAGGCAGUACACAAUCAGUGUAACAGAUGAGAAUGACAACCCCCCUCUUUUCAGUAAGUCUGUGUAUGAAGUUUCAGUUUUGGAGAACAACAUUCCUGGCUCAUACAUUACUACCGUUGUUGCUCGAGAUCCUGACAUGGGAAAGAACGCGAAAGUUUCCUACAAACUCUUAGAUUCAGAAAUACCGGGAGGAUCUCCAGUGUCCACCUAUGUUUCUGUAGACUCAAUCUCAGGGUCCUUGUACACUUUGAGGUCUUUUGAUUAUGAGACGCUCCAACAGAUUGAGGUGGUCAUCCACGCAGAGGACAGAGGCUCCCCCUCUCUGUCCAGCACCUCAAUGAUCCGGAUCAGAGUCGUGGAUCAGAAUGACAACUAUCCAUAUUUCACCUUCCCUGUCCUGCUGAAUAACUCUGCUGAUAUCCCUCUUCCCUACAAUGCCCCCGCAGGCUAUCUUACCCUUCAGGUAGUAGCAGAAGAUGCGGAUGAGGGGGUGAAUGGCGAGCUCUCCCACCAAAUUCUGGAAGGUGACCCAAAGCUGUUUACCAUGAACAAAAACACUGGAGAGAUUGCUUUGAAGCAGUGGCUCACAGCCGAAAUAGGGGACGUGUUGGAAAUUAAAAUAACAGUCAGUGACAAUGGAAGGGCCCCUCUGUCUAGCAGUGCCACUAUUAGGUUUGUGGUUUCAGAUACAGAACCCCCUGAAGACCAGGUUGUCAUUGUCCUACAGUCAAGUGAGGAAGAAGGCUCCUCGUUCGAUGGCUCACUAAUCAUCAUCAUCGUACUCAGUGGGGGUUGUGCCUUCCUGCUAAUUGCAAUUGUGGCCGUCGCCCUCACGUGCAAACUGAGCCGUGGGGGAAGAAGAAGCCGUGGCAGAAAGAGAGAGGUGUGCCAGGGCCUGUUUGACGGCAGGCCCCAUUCCAUGCUCAGCUCUGCAGAACCAAACAUUUACACGGGCCAGCAGGGGUUCUUCCAUGAGAGGACGUCUUUGUCUCUGGAUGAUUCCUGCCUCUACGAGGAGAGGAGCAGAGACUCAGAAUCGAAGAUAUUCCUGCCCUCCAAGCAUUUUCAGCCAACGUCUGUGUGGCAAGGUGACAGAUACUGCUUGCAAGUGAGCGGCCUCAGCAACAAUGACCAGCUGAGCGUGAAGGACAGCGGUAAAGGGGACAGUGACUUCAAUGACAGCGACUCAGAUGUCAGUGGAGAUGGCGGCAAGAAGAACUUCAGCACCUUCCAACCCAGACUGAAAAGUACUAGUAGCAGCUUAUCUAGAGACUGCCAAAGUGCCUACUGUGUGAUACCACAGAGGAGCUACAGGAACUCUAGAGAAAAUGCCUACGCAAUAGGCUUCUCCCCCAUGCCUGUUUUCAGCAAUCCUCACAGCAUUAGGAAGGACUGUGGAUACAACACAAACCAGCCAAAACCAAGAAGCAACAUGCAGACAUUUUCCAGAUCUGGGACUCUUCCUUCCUACUUCCCCCAGCAGCUGCAUGAAACUGAUGCAGGACAGGCCACGGUCCACCAGGAGACUCCCAACAUUGUAACAGUGGCUACAGAAUCUGAAGUUGCAACUAUCUUUUAAUAAAAUGUGCGGGUAAUCUUAUUUAGCCGCACAUUGUGGAUGUACAUGUGUAGAAGUUUGUAUCAUAUUCUUAAUUAACAAGUGUACAUAUUUGUUUAUGAGGAAAAUGUGGGAGAAUGUUUAUUGGAUAUGGACAAAUCAAGCUUUUCCUGGCUGAUACUUAUUAUUGCGUGUCUGUGAAUUGCCUGUUUUAAUUUUGACAGGUAAUUUUUUCCCCUAAUAAUUAUUACAUAUAGAAGAAAAAACGUGCUGCACAUUUUUGUUUGUUUAUACUGUAAAUCAAACAGGAAGUUAAGGCUUUACUAGCUUACCACAAUUUAUGCAUCAAUGCAUUGCCUAAUGCAUACGUACCUAAACUUUACCUAAUUUCUCUGAGCAAAUGCUGAUUUGAGGGUUAUAGACCAAAAAUGGUCAGACCUCAUUGUAUUGAUUUAUUUAAUGAAGAGGGAAAAACAAAUAUUUUUUCAGUAUUUAACUUGCUAAGCACUGGUCAUAGCCAAUCAAGGAAAAAUGGUCCACUUCCGCUCUUUGGAAGAUUGGUUGGUGCACCUUGGUGUAUUUGUCUUUCAUUAUUUGAGUUUCAGUAUAUUCUGUGGUGUCUACUGCUGUGUUUCUGUU